Drosophila grimshawi is the source of this 1588-nucleotide messenger RNA. RefSeq names its product DEAD-box helicase Dbp80 (gene Dbp80). The transcript has 2 exons. Gene Ontology annotation, molecular function: ATP binding; RNA binding; RNA helicase activity. The record is from RefSeq and is a predicted model, not a curated record. Lineage: Eukaryota; Metazoa; Arthropoda; Insecta; Diptera; Drosophilidae. The coding region runs from base 106 to 1503 and encodes 465 amino acids. Gene Ontology annotation, biological process: poly(A)+ mRNA export from nucleus. Gene Ontology annotation, cellular component: nucleus; cytoplasmic stress granule.
UUGCUGCACACUUUGUUAACAACAGCUGCAUCAGGCAUUGUCCAUCUUUAUACAAAUUCGUGUAAUUCGACUUAGACGUUUUUAAGAAGAUAAAACCUAUUCAAAAUGAGCGAUUGGGUAAAAAUUGCAGAAGACCAAGAGGUGCCGAAAUUGAAAAUAGACUUAAAUGCGGAUGAACCGGCACCGACAAAACCAACAAAUAAGGACAACGAACCGGACGUAGCCGACCCAGCUGAAACCAGUCUACUCAUUAAAAUAUUGGGCAAAGGCUUGGUUAACACGAAUCAGUCGCUGGACAUUCAACAAAAAAAUCCGAAUUCACCGUUGCAUUCAGUGAAAACGUUCGAGGCAUUACAUCUAAAGCCGGAACUACUAAAGGGUAUUUAUGCGAUGGGCUUCAACACGCCAUCGAAAAUUCAAGAGACCGCAUUGCCAACUCUCCUCGCCGAUCCACCGCAAAAUAUGAUAGCACAAAGCCAAUCGGGAACUGGCAAAACUGCUGCCUUUGUGUUAGCAAUGCUUAGUCGCGUAAACGUCGCACAGAAUCAUCCUCAAGUUCUGUGCCUCUCGCCCACUUACGAGCUUGCGAUCCAAACUGGCGAAGUGGCAGCUCGGAUGGGUCAAUUUUGUCCAGACAUAAAGCUCAGAUUCGCAGUCCGUGGUGAAGAAGUUGAUCGCAACUCGAAAAUUACGGAGCACAUUUUGAUUGGAACUCCGGGUAAAAUGAUGGACUGGGGUAUCAAGAUGCGUUUGUUUGACAUCAAAAAAGUUCGAGUUUUUGUGUUAGAUGAAGCGGACGUUAUGAUUGCAACGCAAGGGCAUCACGAUCAGUGCAUUAGGAUUCAUAAAAUGCUUAGUCCGCAAUGCCAGAUGUUGUUCUUUUCGGCGACAUAUGACAAGGAAGUUAUGGACUUUGCUCGCUUGAUUGUCUCCGAGCCGACAAUAAUACGAUUGAUGCGUGAGCAAGAAUCUCUUGAUAACAUCAAACAAUAUUAUGUGAACUGCAAAAACGAAGAUGGCAAGUACAAUGCCAUCCAGAAUAUUUAUGGUUGCAUCAGCAUUGGUCAGGCAAUUAUAUUUUGUCACACGCGCAAAACGGCUGCAUGGCUGGCAGCUAAAAUGACUGCCGAUGGCCAUUCGGUGGCUGUUCUUUCUGGCGAUUUGACCGUUGAACAGAGACUUGCAGUUUUGGAUCGAUUUAGAUCCGGCCAGGAAAAAGUGCUCAUCACUACGAAUGUCCUGUCGCGUGGCAUUGACAUCGAACAAGUCACAAUUGUGGUUAAUUUUGAUCUGCCCGUUGAUCUUCGUGGCAAUGCCGACUGUGAGACCUAUUUGCAUCGCAUUGGACGCACUGGUCGAUUUGGAAAAUCGGGCAUUGCUAUAAAUCUUAUCGACGGUGAGAAAAGUAUGACUGUCUGUCGCACUAUUAAGGAACAUUUUCAGAAGGAUAUUAUUUAUUUGAAUACCGACAAUGCGGAUGAUAUUGAAAAGAUUGGCAACUGAGUCAUUAUAAUCAUUCCAUUGUUUAACGUUAAGCAAGCAACAUUUGUGAAAAUUCUAUUGAAAUAAAAACAUUUUCUGAAUAUUA